AUGGGCGUGAAGAGGACACGCUCAUCCAAAGAGUCGCUGGAUGAGCCGCGACCAACCAAGCGACGCGCCAGCGACGAUGUCUCUGCGCAAGACGAGAACAAUGGCGUCGAGAAAGAUAAUCCGUCUCCAAAGACGAUCGUUAAUGGAGAACCCCAGACGCCAUCGCGCGUUGCCGCUUCGCCCGCCGACUCCGUCUCCGGUCGUCGCGAGUCGCACGCUGUCCCAACAGUCACCCGCAACCUUCUUGGUGGAGACUUGGUUCUCUCCAAAUCCAACAUUUGGACACUGGUUCAUGAUCCAGCAACUCAGAGGAUUCUAACCAGAGUGCCGGAUUCGACUCUUAGCGAGAUCCAGACUUCCGUUCGGAUCGCGCAAGAUGCGCAGAAGACAUGGCGGACGACGUCUUUCUCAGAACGGAGAUCCUUGCUCUACUCUCUCGUCCAUAUAAUUCGAGCCAAUUCUCAGAAAAUUGUGAGUUUAGUCCGGCAGGCCGGUGUCUUGCAUAUCGACCACAAGCUUACCCCGGUUUCUUUCCAGGCAUACUGUAUAUCUCUGGAAGAGGGGAAGACCAUAGAUGAUGCCAUGACGGAGGUAGUGCGGGCAACUGAUAUGAUUGAAUCAGCGUGUGGUAUCCCGAACACUUCCGGGCAGUAUGUAUCUCUCAAAUCGACCGAGAGUCAUACAAUACAUGAGCCUCUUGGAGUGUGCGUUGUCUGUACUCCAUUCAACUUCCCAUUUCUUAUACCCCUUUGGUUCAUCCCAUACGCUCUUAUUACGGGCAAUGCGGUCAUUCUCAAGCCAUCGGAAAGAUGUCCAUCGCCGGCAAUGAUGCUAGGAGAAUUUAUAUUGGAAGCGGGAUUUCCCACAGGAAUUGUCAACAUUGUACAGGGAAGUUCUGUAGCUGUCGAAAAGCUACUGGCCCAGCCUGCUGUCAGCGCGGUUUCUUUCGUCGGUUCUGAAGACGCUGCUGACCACGUCUACAAGAUCGCAACGGCAACGCGGAAGCGGAUACAAGCAGAAUGCAGUGGUAAGAAUCACGGAGUCAUUUUGGAAGAUGCGAAUAAAGUCCAGACGCUCUACGCAGUGGCUGGCGGAGCUUUCGGGGCGGCCGGACAACGAUGCAUGGCCCUGAGUGCCAUUGUCUUUGUUGGCUCGACUGCGGAAUGGUUGCCAGAGCUGGUUGAAAUCGCCAAAUCACUCAAAUUAGGGUGCGGUCUGGAUAAAGGAACAGACAUUGGCCCACUCAUCAGCAAAGCCGCCAAGGAACGCGUUGAGGAGAUCAUUCAAAGUGCCGUCGAUGAGGGCGCAGAGGUGAUACUUGACGGCCGAAACCCGGAGGUCCCAGAAUAUCCUAACGGCAAUUUUGUCGGACCAACGAUUAUUACCGGCGUCCAACGCUACAUGCAAUGUUACCAGCAGGAGAUAUUCGGGCCUGUGCUUGUUUGCCUUGAGGCGCAAGAUCUCGACGAGGCAAUCGAGAUCGUGAAUGAGAAUCGCUGGGUUCCUCUAGUUGGAAACGGAUGUUCGAUAUUCACGACCAAUCCAGUCAAUGCGCAGCACUUCCAGCGCCACGUCAACGUUGGUCAAAUAGGAAUAAAUGUGCCCGUAUUUGCCUCCAACGGACAAUUGCCCCGGACGACAAACAAAGACUCAUUCAUGGGAGAGGGGCCCCUUUUACCAAGACAAGACACAUGGUUCAAGGAAGAAGUUGAGAUGAUGGAUGUUUUUGUUCAAGCUCUAACUGAAGAUCAUAAGGAGGGCAAGGUCAAUCGCACACGGUCUUACCACUACAGUGUGCGUAUCUAG
Messenger RNA from Paecilomyces variotii, 1806 nucleotides. RefSeq names its product methylmalonate-semialdehyde dehydrogenase. Gene Ontology annotation, cellular component: mitochondrion. NCBI's taxonomy places the organism in Eukaryota, Fungi, Ascomycota, Eurotiomycetes, Eurotiales, Thermoascaceae. The coding region runs from base 1 to 1806 and encodes 601 amino acids. The record is from RefSeq and is a predicted model, not a curated record. The transcript has 8 exons. Gene Ontology annotation, molecular function: malonate-semialdehyde dehydrogenase (acetylating, [NAD(P)+]) activity; methylmalonate-semialdehyde dehydrogenase (acylating, NAD+) activity. Gene Ontology annotation, biological process: thymine catabolic process; L-valine catabolic process.